UUUCUAUCUGUAUGAUGAAAUGCCAAAGCAUCGAAACGGGAGUAUCUAGUUGUCGUUUUUACAGUCAACGCGCUUCCUUACAGCCAAAGGCUUUUCAUCGAACACAUACUGCGCACGUAAUUGGCCGGGCUUUCAGGUCAUGGCGAAUCGAGGAGAAGAAGAAGAAGCGGCUCCUCUCCUUCAUCCCGAAGCUCAUAAUGCAGAUAGCGUCUUCUUAGCUGUUCCCCAACCGCGGGCUCCGCCACCGGCCGUCUCUCCGGCGCCCUCCACAGUCGUGGACUGCGGUGAGAAGGGAUCUUCCAAAUGGACUGCAGAGGGCGUGCCGCUGGUGUUUGCUCACGGGAGCAUCGUCGGUGAGCCAUUGGUGCGCGAUCAGUGGGAUUCUGGACUAUUCUCCUGCCUCGGCCGCAACGAUGAAUUCUGCAGCACCGAUCUCGAAGUUUGUCUUCUUGGAAGUUUUGCUCCAUGUGUGCUAUUUGGCAGUAAUGCUGAGAGGCUUGGAUCAGCUCCUGGGUCAUUCAUUCAUAACUGCUUCACAUAUGCCGGCCUUUAUAUGCUCGGAAAUUGUUUCUUUGGCUGGAACUGUCUAGCACCUUGGCUUGCUUACCCUCGCCGUGCGGCGAUUCGGCGAAGAUUCAAUCUUGAAGGAAACUGCGAGGCAUUAGCAAAGUCUAUUGGAUGCCACGGAAUAGUAAGUGAUGAAGAAAGUCGCGAGCAAUUGGAGUCAAUAUGCGAUGUUGCAACUCACGUGUUUUGUCACCCGUGUGCGUUGUGCCAGGAAGGGCGAGAGCUUCGCCGCAGAUUGCCACAUCCUUGCUUGGCUGCUACAUCUAUGAUGAUUAUGAUGCCUCCCAUGGAGCAAUGUAUGGGACGUGGAUAAUUAGUUACAUACAGGCCAUCCAAAACAUUGAUAUUUACAAAUUGAUCAUCAUUGAUUCUUUUUGAACUACCGAACCGUUGUAUUUAUUAUGCUUGCCACGAUCAAACUAUGCUCUUUUUAGCGAGUUAUUUUAACGCCCAAAGUUUAUAAAAAUAUGUUCUUUUGAUGGGGGCUAAAAUAGCCAUCAUUGCGAACUAUUUUAAGCCCUCAUUAAAGCAGUAUGUGGACUAUUUUGCUAUUUUUAUUGAGUCUGAGACUAACAUGGCAGGAGACUACUUUGACAUUUCACUCUGGUGCAA
This is a messenger RNA of Phalaenopsis equestris, 1179 nucleotides long. RefSeq names its product cell number regulator 8. The record is from RefSeq and is a predicted model, not a curated record. Lineage: Eukaryota; Viridiplantae; Streptophyta; Magnoliopsida; Asparagales; Orchidaceae. Bases 140 to 880 code for a protein of 246 amino acids. The transcript is spliced from 3 exons.